UUUGCAACUUUUCAACUUUCUUUCUCAUAUAUACGCUCUUUUAUAUUCAACAUCCUGUUAUCUCAAAGAAAUUCUGGUUCGUCCGAGACUAAGAGAUCAUUGGCUGUCAAAUGAAUAACAGAACGAAUGUUGCCGUUACCCACAGUACUACUACAACAACAACAACAAGGUUUAUCAAAUGUGUGACAGUUGGAGAUGGUGCUGUUGGGAAGACGAGCCUGCUCAUCUCCUACACUACCAACACUUUCCCGACUGAUUACAUCCCAACUGUUUUUGAUAACUUCAGUGCCAAUGUUAUGGUUGAUGGGAAGACUGUGAAUCUGGGUCUUUGGGAUACUGCCGGUCAAGAAGAUUAUAACAGGUUGAGGCCGUUAAGUUACAGAGGAGCUGAUAUUUUCCUUCUCUGCUUUUCUCUCAUAAGUAGGCCUAGCUUUGAGAACAUAGCAAAGAAAUGGGUUCCGGAGCUGAGACAUUAUGCCCCAUCAGUGCCCAUUGUUCUUGUGGGGACCAAACUAGAUCUAAGAGAGGAUGAACAGUUUCAAUUGAAUUAUCCCGGGGCAUGUACAAUUUCUACAAAACAGGGCGAAGAACUAAAAAGGCAAGUUGGAGCAAUAGCCUAUAUAGAAUGCAGCUCAAAGACACAGCAGAAUCUGAAGGCUGUCUUCGAUACUUCUAUCAAGUUGGUUCUUGAUCCUCCAAAGUCCAAGAAGCCAAAGAGAAAGCAGAGGACCUGCAUUUUUCUGUGAUCAAUCCUCUAGUGUUCACAGAACACUGUUCAGGGUUUUAAACCAAUUAAGAAUGAUGAUUACUCUCCUUUUUCUCUUAACAGUUGUCCAUUCUUCUCUUUUUUCAAGCCUUCUUUUUCUUGUUUUCCUUUUGGAUGUUUUGUUUUCUUUGGAUUGUUUAUACGUGUUUGGCAUUUAUAUAAGCAGCAAGUACUCUAUUUAUACAUACCAAGAUUGGUAAUCAAAAGGAAAAGGGUAUGUUAAAGGUUGGGGCA
This is a messenger RNA of Juglans regia (Persian walnut), 1000 nucleotides long. RefSeq names its product rac-like GTP-binding protein RAC2. Gene Ontology annotation, biological process: small GTPase-mediated signal transduction; regulation of actin cytoskeleton organization; regulation of cell shape. NCBI's taxonomy places the organism in Eukaryota, Viridiplantae, Streptophyta, Magnoliopsida, Fagales, Juglandaceae. Gene Ontology annotation, cellular component: cytoplasmic vesicle; cytoskeleton; plasma membrane. The transcript is spliced from 7 exons. The record is from RefSeq and is a predicted model, not a curated record. Gene Ontology annotation, molecular function: protein kinase binding; GTPase activity; GTP binding. Bases 111 to 746 code for a protein of 211 amino acids.